AAACCCACAUCGCCACUUGCUAGAGUCACCUUGUACGGGACUUGGCGAAAAUAAUCGAUCAGUGAAGGUCCGAACGCGAAGGCGGAAAGUAUAGAGGAUCUCUAGCUUAGUGGUUCAGUGAAGAGACAACCAUGGGGGUACCAGCUGGUGAUGCCGAGAAAGGAAAGAAAUUGUUCGUACAGAGGUGUGCCCAGUGCCACACUGUGGAAGCUGGGGGCAAACACAAGACCGGACCGAAUUUGCACGGGCUGAUUGGCAGGAAAACGGGGCAGGCGGCAGGGUUUGCGUACACCGAUGCGAACAAAUCGAAAGGUAUUACAUGGAACAAAGACACUCUUUUUGAGUACCUCGAAAACCCCAAAAAGUACAUCCCCGGCACGAAGAUGAUCUUCGCCGGCUUGAAGAAACCACAAGAACGGGCAGAUCUCAUCGCUUACUUGGAACAAGCGACGAAGUAGACCGUCACCGCGCACCUAAAGUAGAAAUUACGACUAGGGUUUUUAAUGUUUGAAACAUUCGUCGAUCGUCGUAAUUUUUAUUUUAACCAAUCGUAUUAGUAGUAAUUUGUCGGAGUACGGUUUUCAUCACGUGUACGCAAUGAGACAAAGUACUUGUACAAACUAGCCAAUUUUCCUUAAAUUAUUCAAUUAACCAUCUUCAUUGUAACGUUGUACAGUAAUCCAUAGGUAACUUAUUUGAUUUGUGAUUGUUUUAUCUGUUUCACGUUACCACUAUGUUAAGAAAUAAAUUAUUUCAGUCGU
Messenger RNA from Zophobas morio, 761 nucleotides. RefSeq names its product cytochrome c-2. Gene Ontology annotation, cellular component: mitochondrial intermembrane space. Gene Ontology annotation, biological process: mitochondrial electron transport, cytochrome c to oxygen; mitochondrial electron transport, ubiquinol to cytochrome c. NCBI's taxonomy places the organism in Eukaryota, Metazoa, Arthropoda, Insecta, Coleoptera, Tenebrionidae. The record is from RefSeq and is a predicted model, not a curated record. Gene Ontology annotation, molecular function: electron transfer activity; heme binding. Bases 132 to 458 code for a protein of 108 amino acids. The transcript is spliced from 3 exons.